Molecule: messenger RNA, 432 nt
Organism: Anopheles maculipalpis
Lineage: Eukaryota; Metazoa; Arthropoda; Insecta; Diptera; Culicidae
Exons: 4
Coding region: 32-430 (132 amino acids)
Biological process (GO): negative regulation of biosynthetic process
Source: RefSeq, a predicted model, not a curated record
ACCAUCCAAGGACAAAUCAAAUCGCUCCUCGAUGCCAUACAUUCUCAUCCGCGGUAAUCUUGCGUCCUACGGUCACAAGCAUCCAUUUCGCGUGCUCGUUUCCGGGCUGAAGGCGGCCGACAUUGAACAGCUGAACCGUUUCCCAUGCGGAGGCUACAGUGAUGAGUCCACCGUCGUCUAUCUACAGCAUCCAUGCGUAAUGCUGACGGCACUGGAGGUGCUCGGGUAUCGUGUCGUAGCGUCCUCGUCAACAGCCGUCAAGCAAGACUACAACGAGUACAUGUGGACGAUGCGGAAGGAGUUCAGCGAUCCCGAACCGUACCUGAGCGAAACGUCCUCGGCGGUGAUUGAGCGAGACAAUCUCGCCAACAGCGGCCGGGAGGGUGGCAACUUUAACGGUGGGAACAGUAAAAUCGAUGUGCCCGAAUAAAA